Molecule: messenger RNA, 562 nt
Organism: Struthio camelus australis
Lineage: Eukaryota; Metazoa; Chordata; Aves; Struthioniformes; Struthionidae
Source: RefSeq, a predicted model, not a curated record
GCGGCCGCUGCUCUCCCGCAGGCCACACGGUGCCAAGAUGCAGAUCUUCGUGAAGACCCUGACGGGCAAAACCAUCACCCUCGAGGUGGAGCCCAGCGACACCAUCGAGAACGUCAAGGCCAAGAUCCAGGACAAGGAAGGUAUCCCUCCGGACCAGCAGCGGCUGAUCUUUGCAGGCAAGCAGCUGGAAGAUGGGCGUACGCUCUCCGACUACAACAUCCAGAAAGAGUCCACCCUGCACUUGGUGCUGCGUCUGCGCGGAGGCAUCAUCGAGCCUUCCCUUCGCCAGCUUGCUCAGAAGUACAACUGCGACAAAAUGAUUUGCCGCAAGUAUGUCCUAGCCUCGGGAGCUCUGAGCGGCUUCCUUACCCCGCUUCUCACCCCACGUCCACGGGGUGGGGGUGAUCGCGCUCUCAAAACGCGGUUCCUUGGCGAAGCUCCGCUUUGCCUUAACUUGCCUGGGAAGGAACUGGAACAGCUCCUGAAGCUUCGGCGAGUUGCCUCGUCUUACUGCCCUCUUUCUCCGUGUAAUUCCCUGUGCCGCUUGGAGCCCCGUGGGUAG